CGCGUCUGCCGCAGCGGCAGGGUGCGGCCGGCUGGAGCGCCGGGCCGGGCUUGCGGGGAGACCGGUGCGCUAGCUGCCCCUGCUCGGCUCGCUUGGCGUCCGGGAAGCUUCCUCUUGAAUCAUGUUUUUCACCUGUGGCCCAAAUGAGGCCAUGGUGGUCUCGGGUUUCUGCCGGAGCCCCCCAGUCAUGGUGGCUGGAGGCCGCGUCUUUGUCCUGCCCUGCAUCCAGCAGAUCCAGAGGAUCUCUCUCAACACACUGACCCUCAAUGUCAAGAGUGAAAAAGUCUACACUCGCCAUGGGGUCCCCAUCUCAGUCACUGGCAUCGCCCAGGUGAAAAUCCAGGGGCAGAACAAGGAGAUGUUGGCAGCUGCCUGCCAGAUGUUCCUGGGGAAGACGGAAGCUGAGAUUGCCCACAUCGCGCUGGAGACCCUGGAGGGCCACCAGCGGGCCAUCAUGGCUCACAUGACCGUGGAGGAGAUCUAUAAGGACAGGCAAAAGUUCUCAGAGCAAGUUUUCAAAGUGGCCUCAUCAGACUUGGUCAACAUGGGCAUCAGCGUGGUGAGCUACACGCUGAAGGACAUUCACGACGACCAGGACUACUUACACUCUUUGGGGAAGGCGCGGACCGCUCAAGUCCAAAAGGAUGCUCGCAUCGGGGAAGCAGAGGCCAAGAGAGAUGCUGGGAUCCGGGAAGCUAAAGCCAGGCAGGAAAAGGUGUCCGCUCAGUACCUGAGCGAGAUCGAGAUGGCCAAGGCGCAGAGGGACUAUGAGCUGAAGAAGGCCGCCUACGACAUCGAGGUCAACACCCGCCGAGCUCAGGCUGACCUGGCCUACCAGCUUCAGGUGGCCAAGACGAAGCAGCAGAUCGAGGAGCAGCGCGUGCAGGUGCAAGUGGUGGAGCGGGCCCAGCAGGUGGCAGUGCAGGAGCAGGAGAUCGCCCGCCGGGAGAAGGAGCUGGAGGCCCGUGUGCGGAAGCCCGCCGAAGCCGAGCGCUACCGCCUGGAGCGCCUCGCCGAGGCCGAGAAGUCGCAGCUGAUUAUGCAGGCAGAAGCGGAGGCGGAAUCCGUGCGGAUGCGUGGGGAAGCCGAAGCCUUUGCCAUUGGGGCCCGAGCCCGCGCCGAGGCUGAGCAGAUGGCCAAGAAGGCCGAAGCCUUCCAGUUGUACCAGGAGGCUGCUCAGCUGGACAUGCUGCUGGAGAAGCUGCCGCAGGUGGCCCAGGAGAUCAGCGGUCCCCUGACCUCAGCCAAUAAGAUCACGCUGGUGUCCAGCGGAAGUGGGACCGUGGGGGCAGCCAAAGUGACCGGGGAAGUACUGGACAUCCUAAACCGUCUGCCAGAGAGCGUGGAGCGACUCACAGGUGUCAGCAUAUCCCAGGUGAACCACAAGCCUUUGCGAACAGCCUGAGCCUCAGCUGUCCCGGUGCCCAGCCUCACGGAACACAUUGCCUGGGUGACCCCCGUUGCAUGCACUCCGACAGUGGGGUCCUGCCCCUCGUCUCUCCUUGCCAAAUAGCCUGUGCCUUGCUUUGGAGAGGAUGCUCCAGUCCCAACCGCACACUGCCAGUGCUCCAGGGGGGCUCCCAAUGGUCCUACUCCCUCCCAUCCCACCUUAUUUAACUUCCUAAUUAAAUGAGUGUGACAGGCUGUCAUCUGGAA
Lepus europaeus (European hare) is the source of this 1656-nucleotide messenger RNA. RefSeq names its product flotillin 1 (gene FLOT1). Lineage: Eukaryota; Metazoa; Chordata; Mammalia; Lagomorpha; Leporidae. The coding region runs from base 122 to 1405 and encodes 427 amino acids. Gene Ontology annotation, biological process: protein localization to plasma membrane; positive regulation of cell junction assembly; regulation of receptor internalization. Gene Ontology annotation, cellular component: plasma membrane. The record is from RefSeq and is a predicted model, not a curated record. The transcript has 13 exons.